AGGAACAAGAUGGGGAGCAUGGUGAUUUUGAGCUCAGACGAAGAAGAUUCAGAUAUCAGUGAAUCUGAAAUGGAAGAGUACGGUGACAAAAUCUACCGGAAUCUCAAAGGUGGGAAGCUCAAUGUGAAACUCUCUCCUCAAGCUUUCGUGUGUCCUUAUUGUCCGAACAAGAAGAAACCGAGCUUUCAGUACAAAGAUCUCCUCCAACAUGCUGCUGGAGUUGGUAAUAGCAACUCUGAAAAAAGAAGCCCAAAGGAGAAAGCAAGCCACCUUGCUCUUGUCAAAUACCUCCAACAAGAUCUUGCUGAUUCAGCUGCAGAUGCAGAGCCCUCGUCUAAGCGCAAGAAAACCGAAAAUCCAAUUCCAGAUUGCGACCAGGACGAGAAGCUCGUGUAUCCUUGGAAAGGCAUUGUGGUGAACAUUCCAACUACAAAGACACAAACUGGUCGACCUGCGGGCGAGAGCGGAUCAAAUCUUAGGGAUGAGUACAUUCAAAGAGGAUUCAACCCGCUUAGGGUUCGUACUUUAUGGAGUCACUGGGGGUUUUCAGGAACAGCGAUCGUGGAGUUCAACAAAGACUGGAAUGGACUUCACGAUGUUCUUCGCUUCGACAAGGCUUAUCGAGUAGAUGGUCAUGGGAAGAAAGACUGGUUCAAGAAAGACGGUGGUCCCAAGUCGGGGCUUUACGCGUGGCUUGCUCGUGCUGAUGAUUACAACGGGAGUAAUAUCAUCGGAGAGAACCUGAGGAAGAAGGGUGAUCUCAAAACCAUAGCAGAACUUACGGAAGAGGAGGAUAGGAAACAGCGGUUGCUUGUGCAGAACCUGACGCAGCUUGUGGAAGAGAAGAAGAAAGACAUGAAGGAGAUUGAGGAGCUGUGUUCUUUGAAGUCAAAGGAGCUUAAUGAGUUGAUGGAAGAGAAGGAAAAGAGUCUUCGGAAGCAUAACCGAGAGCUGAGUGUUAUGCAAGAGAGAGAACAGAGACACGUUGAGAAGAUCCUUGCUGAUCAUGAGAAGAUAAAGACGCAGUUGGAGUUGGAGAAGAAGAAACUCGAUGAUAAAAGUAAGGAGUUGGCAAAGAGGGAAGCACACAAUGAAACGGAGAGGAAGAAACUGGCUGAAGAGCUUGAACAGAAUGCAUCUAAGAACAGUUCUCUUGCACUAGCUGACAUGGAACAACGAAAGGCAGACGAAGAUGUUAAACAAUUGGCCGAGUCUCAGAGGAGGCAAAAGGAGGAGCUUCAUGAGAAAAUCAUAAGACUAGAAAGACAAAGAGACCAGAAACAAGCGCUCGAGCUAGAGAUUGAGCAGUUGAAAGGAAAGCUAAAUGUGAAGAAGCUCAUGGGAUCAGUUGGUGACGAUGAAAUUGUAGAAGAAGUGGAAAAAAUCUAUAAAGACUUAACUCAAAGGGAAGAAGAUCUCGCAGAGCUCGACAAGUUUUACCAAACCGUAAUCCUUAGAGAGCGUAGAACCAACGAAGAGCUUCAAGAAGCUCGUAAAGAAUUGGUACACAUUAUGAAAGAAGGGAAAUCAAAAUCAGGAAUCGGUAUCAGGAGAAUGGGAGAGCUCGUGACGAAACCAUUCUUGGAUGCAUUGCAGCAGAAGUACGGUGAGAAAUUUGUGGAGGAUCGAGCAGUCGAUGUUCUCCAGCUCUGGGAAGAAUACCUCAAAGACCAACUGUGGCAGCCAUUCAAGCGGAUCAAGCUCGGAAAUCAAGAUAGAGAAGUGGAAGUGAUAGAUGAUCAAGACGAAAGGCUGAGGGAGCUUAGGGAAGAAUUAGGAGAUGGCCCUUAUAACGCGGUGACGAGAGCUUUGCUGGAGAUAAACGAGUAUAACCCAAGUGGGAGGUACAUUUCAACGGAGCUGUGGAAUUUAAAAGAAGAUAGGAAGGCUACACUUGAAGAAGGUGUCACUUGUUUACUCGAUCAAUGGCACAAGUCGAAACGCUUUCGCGGUUAA
This is a messenger RNA of Thlaspi arvense, 1956 nucleotides long. NCBI's taxonomy places the organism in Eukaryota, Viridiplantae, Streptophyta, Magnoliopsida, Brassicales, Brassicaceae. The record is from the annotation of a GenBank genome assembly.